CGACUUCAAGCACUUCCACCCCUUCUGCCUGGUGCUGAGGAAGAGGAAGAGCACGCUUUUCUGGGGUGCCCGAUCCAACAGACUCUGGGAACUUUGCCUUUAAGAACAUGCUGGAUGCCCGAGUGGAGGGACAUGUGGAUGUGCCAAGGACAGUCAAGGUGACAGGGACUGCAGGGCUGUCUCGGAACAGCACCCUGGAGGUCCAGACACUCAGUGUGGCUCCCAAGGCCCUGGAGACCUUGCACGAGGAGAGGAAGCUGGCAGCAGAGCAUCCUUUCCUGAAGGAGAUGCGCAAGCGAGGAGAGAACCUGUAUGUGGUGAUGGAGGUGGUGGAGACCGUGCAGGAGGUCACUCUGGAGAGAGCCGGCAAGGCAGAGGGUGGCUUUUCCCUCCCAUUCUUCGCACCGUUGGGGCUACAGGGAUCCAUAAACCACAAGGAGGCUAUCACCAUCCCUAAGGGCUGCAUCCUGGCCUUUCGAGUAAGACAGCUGAUGGUCAAAGGCAAAGAUGAGUGGGAAAUUCCACAUAUCUACAAUGACAACAUGCAAACCUUCCCUCCGGGAGAAAAGUCAGAAGAGGAGAAGUUCAUCCUUAUCCAGGCAUCUGAUGUUGGGGAGGUGCACGGUGACUUCAGUACGCUAAAAGAAGAGAUUCAAAGAGAGACCCGAGAAGUGGAGAAGCUGAGCCGCAUGGGGCAAGGAUCGCUGCUCACCUCCCUCAGCAAACUCCUAGGGAAGAAAAAGGAGCUAGAAGACCUGGAGCUCACGCUUGAAGGGGCUCUAGACAAAGGACACGAAGUGACACUGGAGGCACUCCCAAAAGAUAUCCUACUAUCAAAGGAGGCUAUGGGUGCCGUUCUCUAUUUCCUUGGAGCCCUAACAGAGUUGAGUGAAGCCCAACAGAAGCUGCUGUUGAAAUCCAUGGAGAAAAAGAUCCUACCUGUGCAACUAAAGCUUGUGGAGAGCACAAUGGAACAGAAUUUUCUACAGGAUAAAGAGGGUGUUUUCCCCCUGCAACCUGACCUGCUCUCCUCUCUUGGGGAAGAGGACCUGACCCUCACAGAGGCCCUUGUGGGGCUGAGCGGCCUGGAAGUGCAGAGAUCAGGCCCCCAGUACACGUGGGACCCAGACACCCUCCCUGACCUCUGUGCCCUUUAUGCGGGCCUCUCUCUCCUGCAGUUGCUGACCAAGGACUCCUGACUUGUCUUUUCCAUCUGCUUCCCGUUUCCCUAAUAACUUUCCUACCUCAUUGUGCUGUGUCCUGAACAUCUAAGGGCAUUGCAGAGCCACCAGGCUGAGGAUGACGGAAACCCUAGGUGAUCCCCCAAGAUAAUCAAUUUCCAUUUGUCCCUCUGUAUCUCCCCUGGCCUCCGCUAAGCCUAUCUGUUGAUGCUUAAACCCUCUGAAAGUAGGAUUUAAAACUAUGAACUAUUUCAACAAAACCAAAAUCAAUUAAUUUCCUGUCCCAGUACCUCCUGUUUAUGCUCCCCAAAAUCAAGCUUUACUGGAAUUAAUGGGAAAUAUUAUUUCACUUUGGAUGAAAUGUCUUUUGGUGUUUUUCUUUAAAGAAGCUAUCAUGAGGAAAUUCUUAACUUGUGCCAGAAAAGAAAAUAGACAUUAUCGUACUACAUAUAGAUCGUAUCAACAUGAACACUAUUAUACUGUCCUCAGGCCAGCAUCUGGGGCAGGAGCUGGAAAAUGCUCAGAGAACUAUCAGGGUAUAGAAUGUGGGCUCUAGAUUCUAAAGUGAAAAGGUCAUCAAAGCAGCUUGUCUUCAAAGAGGAGCCUUCGGGGUCCUCUGGA
Hipposideros armiger (great roundleaf bat) is the source of this 1802-nucleotide messenger RNA. RefSeq names its product gasdermin A (gene GSDMA). The record is from RefSeq and is a predicted model, not a curated record. NCBI's taxonomy places the organism in Eukaryota, Metazoa, Chordata, Mammalia, Chiroptera, Hipposideridae. The coding region runs from base 108 to 1199 and encodes 363 amino acids. Gene Ontology annotation, biological process: pyroptotic inflammatory response; defense response to bacterium. The transcript is spliced from 11 exons. Gene Ontology annotation, molecular function: phosphatidylinositol-4-phosphate binding; phosphatidylserine binding; phosphatidylinositol-4,5-bisphosphate binding.